AUGGACCCGGGACGCAGAGCUAUGAUGCUCACAGGGCGCAGGUCCCCAAGUCGCAGAGACCGCGAACGAGAAAGGAGCAUCACAUCUCCCCGACGCGACUCCAACACUCGCAUCUCAAAGCCCAAUAACCCUCCCCCGUCGUCGAGACCACGACAAAACCACAACACGAACUCGAGCUAUAUGACCCAGGAUGAGCAGUCUCGGCAGUUUGUUGCCGAUGAGGACAAAUUUGUUCUGAAACAGGCUAAGAAGAAGUCGGACAUUCGAGUACGGGAAGGCCGAGCCAAGCCCAUUGAUCUGCUUGCAUUCAAUCUACGCUUUAUCGAUACCGACCGGGACGUCUUUGACGAUGAUGAUGUCGACCUGCACAUCAACGUGCCCUCUCCAGAGGAGGUUCUGCAGGGUCUUGACGAAUCACAGCUGAAGGAGCUAGAUUCUGACAUCACGUCCUACCACACUCUAGAGACGAACAGCCGCAACCGCGAAUACUGGAAAUCGCUGCAAACCAUCUGUGCCGAUAGGCGGCAGAAGUUGAAACCACAAGGGCCGGACGCUCGGGUGGUCAGCACAGUGUCAGAAGAUGUCGACAAGAUCUUGCGUCCCAAAACGUACGAGCAGCUUGAGGCUCUCGAAUCUCAAAUUAAGGCGAAGCUACGGUCCAAUGACGAUAUCGAUGUUGAUUACUGGGAGCAGCUUCUCCGCAGCCUGCUCGUAUGGAAAGCCAAGGCAAAGCUCAAGAGGGUGUGUGAUGCAAUCAGCGAGAGCAAGGCCGAGAUGCUCAAGCUGCAGGAUCCAGAAAAGGUAAAGGCAUUGGGACAGCAGGCCUCUCAGACCCAGUCUAUUUCUGGACCUGCAGCAGCCAAAAACCUGUCAUCUGAGCUCGGGAGGACCGAAACAAAGGCUGUAUCUGUUUCAUCUGGAUUACAGGGCGGCGCACCCCCUGGAACCGCUCGCUUUGCACAGGCUGGCAACGAAGACUUCUCCCAGGCUACGAAAGCCCUCUAUGACCGUGAGGUCGCGCGUGGUAUCAACGAGGAUGAAGAGAUUUUUACCGCGGAGGAAGCCGUCCCAAGUGUCUCGAAACCGCAGUGGGCAGACAAGUAUCGUCCGCGAAAACCAAAAUACUUCAACCGCGUCCAGAUGGGAUACGAAUGGAACAAGUACAACCAGACACAUUACGACCACGAUAACCCACCGCCCAAGGUGGUUCAGGGCUACAAAUUCAACAUCUUUUAUCCAGAGCUCAUCGACAAGACAAAGGCGCCCACCUUCAAGAUUAUUCGAGAACAUGGAAGAAGAAGGGGAGAGUCCUUUGCAGCUGCAGGGGAGGAGGACACGUGCCUUAUUCGUUUUAUUGCAGGCCCCCCUUACGAGGACAUCGCGUUUAGAAUCGUAGAUCGCGAGUGGGACUACAGCGCAAAGAAGGAUCGCGGUUUCAAGAGCUCUUUCGACAAGGGUAUCUUGCAGCUUCACUUUCAAUUCAAAAAGAUCUUUUAUCGAAAGUAA
This is a messenger RNA of Colletotrichum truncatum, 1506 nucleotides long. RefSeq lists its product as uncharacterized. Lineage: Eukaryota; Fungi; Ascomycota; Sordariomycetes; Glomerellales; Glomerellaceae. The record is from RefSeq and is a predicted model, not a curated record. Gene Ontology annotation, cellular component: cytoplasm; spliceosomal complex. Gene Ontology annotation, molecular function: protein binding. Gene Ontology annotation, biological process: mRNA cis splicing, via spliceosome.